ACAACCCUAUGGGCCUUCAUUGCCUGGUACAGGGAUAGCUUUACUUUACUUUUACCAGUCUUGAAAUUCCCUUUUCAGCAUCACCUUGUAACCUUAUUACACUUGCGGGUUCACAGUUCAAUGAUAUGUAUGGACAUAUGACUUCAUCUAUGGUCUUUCCAUCUCUUCAUUGUUGUAACAUCUGAGUAUAUUAUCAGUGUAGCAAGAUGGCUGAAGUGGUAAAUCUUCAGGCUUUUAUUUGAGAGGUUCUCAGCUUGAAUAUUGGACAAACCAUCAACUCUCCUCACUGGGGUUUUUCAUUGUGUCCUCAGUCUGUCAAGGCAAGUACUACAGUACCUGAAAUUAGGCCAUGACUGCUCCAUUCCAAAUCCUUUCCAACUUAUUACUCAUUAAUUAUCCAACCAUCAUCGUUGACAUUACAGCCCUUUUGAUUCAUAGCCUUCCUUAGAGGAUUCUGCCAGACAGCAUCUGGUUUUCACUUCUUUAGAUUUCUCAACAAUAGUUAUCUUAUAGAGCAAGGACAUCAGCCUUUUUGCCCCUCAGUGACUGGGUGGCCCAAUUAUAUCCCCAGGCACUGGGUUCCCUUUUUGUUGCUUUCCAUGACUCAGAACUAUGGUGAAGGUAUUUUAACCUGCCUCCACAUGGAGAAGUCAUCCAUCCAAUUAACACUAUAUGGUCUGAGCUACUGACGGCUUUGUUAAAUAAACCAUACAGACAUGCACACACAUACUAUCAAGCUUAUGCUUCUCAGGCAUUUCAGUUGUUUUGCUACUUGUGAAUACACUGGCUUCGGGUCUUAAAAGUAUUGCUUUUGCCCUUGUAUUAUUUUUAUCAUCAAAUGUCUUGCUCUAACUUACAACUGAUUCCGUCAGUAAUUUGUAUAAUUUUGGAGUCAAGAUAGCUCAUUUGGUAGAAUAACUAGGGCAUAGGCUGGACAGCCGAUGAGUUGCAGUUCAAGGUAGUUUUCUCUUCCCCACAGUCCCCAGUCCGGUUCUGGGGUUCAUCCGGACUCCUAUCCAAUGGCUAUCACAGUUUCCUUCCCCAGUGACAAAGCGGCCGGGGCGUCAAGCUGACCACUUACAUCUCGUGCAGACCUAAAAAUAGGGUGUUAUACCUACGUCUUCAUGGCGUGAAACUUAAUUAAUUAAGAACAGGGAUCUUCACUUCUUGCUGCAAAAUUAUUUCCGUCCGGGUAACUUGCUUAUUCAUGUCUACUUCCAGUACAACACCGACGUUAUUCACAUGCACACCUGUUAAAACAGACAUCGGGUGUACGUAAUUGUUAUUCUGCAAACGAGCACGUCGUGUUUCCCUGUUGACGAAUGGAUGAUUCACCGUUCAAAGAUUUGUUGAAGGUCUCGUUGAUUCACCACCAUUCACGCAUGUAUUACGGGAGAGCUCAGGAGUGAGCAGGUAAACGAAGUGCACGAAACAAUACAUUCACCCAUACAACGAUAUAUGAUUAACAUAAAACUGAGAGAACCCAUAUUCAUUCAUUUGAUGAAGCUAGCAAUGGUACGAAAUGACACAACAAUAGCAACAAUGUAAUAUAAUUCUGAAACAACAAUAUUAUCAUGUUCAAACUUGUUACCAAGUUGUUACUCUCAAAGGGUAGUCCAUACAGGAUCAUGAUGAUGAAUAAAGAGGACAACAUUUGUUGGUUUCAUGGAAAAGUGUCACGAGAAGUAGCAGAACAAAUAUUGACAAACGAUGGCGGAAAUGAGGACGGAGCUUUCCUGGUUCGGGAAAGCAACACGGCUGUUGGAGAUUAUGUGCUCUCUGUCCUCCAUGAGGGAGAAGUUGUUCAUUAUCAGAUACGACGACAUGGAGAGGAUGCCUUUUUUUCCAUAGAUGAACAUACCAUAAUUCAUGGCUUGGAGACGUUAAUUGAAUACUAUCAGGAAGCGGCCCAUGGUUUGGUCACUAAGCUGACUAAGGUCUGUAAGAAAGAUCUCCCACCACAUGAUUCCCGUAGACAUGGACGUACAAACCUUUUGCACAGAGCCACAAAGGAAGGAAACUACACAGUAGUAUCAGAGUUACUGAAGUGUGGGUAUCGCAGUCUGGAAGCAAAGAACCAAGAAGGGCAGACAGCUGUCCACUUGGCAAGUCGCAUGGGCAAAGAUGACAUCCUCAAGAAAUUAAUCGAGAGCGGAGCGAACAUUAACUGUCGCGAUACAGCAGGAUACACACCACUGCACUAUGCGUGUCAAAGCAACUUACCCAGCACGGUCCGGAUAUUGGUGCAGAUAGGAUUUGCCAAUAUUCAGGCUCGCAACUCGGAUACAGGUUGGGUUCCACUUCAUGAGGCUGCAAGUAGAGGCCACAAGGAGGUUGUACGAGUUCUGCUGUCCUUAAAUGCACCCGUCAACCCAAGGACAAUAGCAAAUGACACACCAGCAGAUUUAGCUAUGAGGAAUGGUUACCAGGACUGUGCAAGGAUUCUCCGAAAUUACAAAUGUCCAGUGCCAAAAACACAGAAGAAAGAUUGGUAUCAUGGUACAUUGGAUAGGAAUGAAGCAGUGAACAUGUUAAAGGAGCUCGGGAACAAGGAUGGAACAUUCCUUGUCCGAUACAGUGAUCGUAAUGGUGGAAUGUACGUGCUGACAACCAUCUAUUGUGGCCAGCCAUACCAUUUUCAAAUCAAGACACAGGGCGAUUAUUUCUUUAUUGAUGAUGGUCCUUAUUUGGAUUCAUUGCAACAUGUGAUUGAACACUAUAGCCUAAUGUCGGAUGGUCUGCCUACAACACUGCAGAUUCCAGUUCCUCCCAUGCCCAAACCCCCAGUGCCUGAGAUGCCUCCCUCGUUACUGCUUAAUGGGUUGUCAGCCACAUUACCUCAUCGAAAGCCAUUGAAACGCUCACCAAACAGAAGUCACGGAGUGUCACCAUCAUCAAGCGCAGGGGCAUCGCCUGUUCACAGUCGUCGUGGCUCGCUGACUGUUAAUAGCAGUAAUAGUAAUACUACUGUUGGUUUAUCUGUACCAGCGGUGCCGGCGCUACCGUCCCCUCUCCCAGGUCCAAUUGACAGGAGUCAUAAUGUGGAAACUGUGACACCAGUUCUAAUAAAGCAAGAACCAAAACAUAAUGAAUUUAUACCUCAGGAUAGUCUAACUUUGGGUGCAGUUCUUGGUGAAGGAGAAUUUGGGUCUGUCUACAGAGGAACAUAUCAGAAUCCAGAUGGUACAAUGAUGGAUGUAGCCAUCAAAACUCUACACCAAGAGCAUGUAGCAGCUAACCGUGAUGAAUUUCUGCGGGAGGCUAAAGUUAUGAUAGGACUGAACCAUCAUUGUGUAGUGAGGUUAAUAGGAGUCUCAAAAGGACCUCCUUUGCUUAUGGUUCAAGAACUGGUUCCUUUGGGUUCAAUGUUGGCUUACUUGUUGGAAUUCCCUGACCGAGUAAAUCCAAACUAUGAACUGAAAGUCUGGGCAUCACAAAUUGCAUGUGGCAUGAAGUACCUGGAAGAGGAGAGGUUUGUUCACCGUGACUUGGCCGCUAGGAAUAUCCUCCUUGCAUCCAGACAUCAGGCCAAGAUUAGUGACUUUGGUCUGUCUCGGGCUCUCGGAAAUGACCGUGAUUACUACAAAGCCACUCAGGGAGGGCGUUGGCCCAUCAAAUGGUAUGCCCCAGAGUCAUAUAAUUUUGGAACAUUCUCUCAUGCAAGCGAUGUAUGGAGUUUUGGAGUAACGUUAUGGGAAAUGUUUUCAUUUGGGCAGCAGCCUUACGGAGAAAUGAGAGGUGCGGAGGUCAUACAAUUGGUGGAAAAGGGAGAGCGUUUGAGACAAACAGAACAUUGCCCAAACAGCGUUUAUAGGAUAAUGGAACGAUGCUGGGCUUAUCAACCACGUGACAGGCCAACCUUCAGUGAACUACUUGAAAUAUUCUCAACAGAUCCCGAAUACACAAACAUCAAAGAAUUGGUACCUGUAAUUAAUAUCAGUUAGCACAUAUCAGAACAGAUAGGAGUAGUUUGAAGCGGUAGGAAGUUCUGAUUGGUUAUCUCCAUCAAUGAAGUGAUUGGGUAAGGGCUAUAUGCCCUGAGUUUGAUACCUUGCGAAGGCGAGUGGUGACUGAAUUACAGUUAAACCCCCAUCUAAGAUUUCUUUAGGGGGGGGAGCAGUGGAUUUGAACAUAAAAUUGACGAAAAUCUUAAAUUGAUCUAAUUUAACGCUGCUGUUUUUUUUCUACUUUGGAUUGAUAAAAAUUUAAUGUUAGAAGAGGAACGUUAAAUGGGGGUUCCACUGUAUUAUGAAUUGAAUUUAAACUGCAAUCUGUAUUUCAGGAACCAAACGAAAAGAAAUAAAUUCACCGAUGUGCCAGUUUCUAUGUCAUUAGAAUAGUGUAAUUUUUACUGUACAUUAUGUGCCUUAAUCAUUUUCAUAUGCUAUGAUUUGCGAGAUAUUUCUCUUCAUUUGCCAUUGAAACUGUUUUAUGUUGUAGAUAAUUUGUUAGGUAAUUUAAUGCAGUGCUCAAAUUGGAUGUGCCAUGAUGUUUCCAGUUUAAAAUACCAUCACCAAAUUUUUUCUUUUGAGUUAGUAACGCUCCUGCUACGUUACAACAUUAUUAUUUUGGAUAUUGUGAAUUAUCUAAGGUAUAUUUGAUGUUCAGGGGUUGGCUGUCCUCCUCUCUUCCAAGUGAUUGUGUAAUAAAAGAGUUAUUUUUGGUAUAUUAUAGAAAUGAAGAAAAUAUAUUGAUAUGUUUUUGCAGUUACAUGAGCUCGGAGUAAAAACAUGGGUUAGUCAGAGUUAGUAACGGCUGUUUUCUGUGUGAAUAAUAUGCACAAUAUGAUCUAUUUAGAAUGGCUUUGGGCAAACUGUAUUGCACAAGGACAAAUAUGAAGAUCUGAAAGCCUGUCCAGUUCAUAAGUCAAGUGGUGAGGGCAUUUAUGUUUUAAACUUAUAUUUUAUGUUCCCAAUUAGAAGCCUGGUGUUGCUUCUUCAUCAUCAGUGUCUCAAUGUUUAUGUAAAUGUUAAUGUUUUUAGAUUUGAGGCUUUCACGGC
Cryptotermes secundus is the source of this 5000-nucleotide messenger RNA. It is a transcript of the gene Shark, whose product is annotated as tyrosine-protein kinase Shark. Gene Ontology annotation, molecular function: signaling receptor binding; ATP binding; non-membrane spanning protein tyrosine kinase activity. The coding region runs from base 1575 to 3944 and encodes 789 amino acids. Gene Ontology annotation, biological process: innate immune response; cell surface receptor protein tyrosine kinase signaling pathway; cell differentiation. The transcript has 16 exons. The record is from RefSeq and is a predicted model, not a curated record. Lineage: Eukaryota; Metazoa; Arthropoda; Insecta; Blattodea; Kalotermitidae. Gene Ontology annotation, cellular component: extrinsic component of cytoplasmic side of plasma membrane.